Molecule: messenger RNA, 4151 nt
Organism: Bemisia tabaci
Lineage: Eukaryota; Metazoa; Arthropoda; Insecta; Hemiptera; Aleyrodidae
Product: STAM-binding protein
Biological process (GO): protein K63-linked deubiquitination
Cellular component (GO): endosome; membrane
Molecular function (GO): K63-linked deubiquitinase activity; metal-dependent deubiquitinase activity; protein binding
Source: RefSeq, a predicted model, not a curated record
UCAUAGAUUGUUUGUUUACCUCUCAGCUCAUGAUGAUUCAUUUUCACCAUUUUCUCCACAAUUCCUCCAACCCGUGUAGUUUUCGAAUUUAAUAGGUUCAUCGCACCCUUUAAACUUACGGUUGGCAUUUCCCUGUAUUUCAAGUAAAUACUUUACAUUAUGUAAGAAUUUCUCGUUGCCUUAGUGAAGUGAAGUUUUCUAACCUAACACCCAAAAUGGAUUCUAAUUUGAGUGAUUUGCACCCCGAUAAUAGGAUAAAGAAGCUGGCUGAGGAAGCCGAACCUCAAGUUGAUUUUACUAUUCCUGCUCGGAGGUAUUUUCGAUCAGGGAAGGAGAUGGUGCGUAUGGCAACUGUAUAUUAUGAUGAAGGCAAACUGGAAGAGGCAUAUAAAAUUUACUUGAGAUUUUCUAUAUUGUUUCUGGAUAAAAUUAAAGGCCACCCUGAGUUUAAUACCAAAAAUGAGGACUUUAAAGAUAUCAAGGAAAAACUACAAACUGCCAUACCCAGAGCUGAAGAACUGAAGAACAAACUUUUAAAGAAGUAUAAAAUUGAAUAUGAGGCCCACCUUCAAAACGUACAGCGGCAGAAGGAACAGCAACAACUGAAAGCACAACAGCGACCACAGCCAGUAGCCCCUCAGAUGAAACCUCAAUCAGCACCAGCAGAAAGAAGGCUCACUGCUGGGAAAUCUGACCUUUCUAACCAAGUAGCAAUUGUUCCUGCUCUCCCAGAUGACGACAUCCUCUACCCACCGCCCCUCACCGUUCAAGUGCCUUCAGAGAAACCACUUUUCGAUCGGUCCAACAAACCUGCCUCAUUACUGAAUUCCCAGCCUUUGAGGCAUGGUCUGCGGCCAGUCAUUGUUCCUGCAAAACUUAUCCAUGAGUUUCUAGUUCUGGCAGACAGGAACACAAUUAGCAAUAAAGAGACCUGUGGUAUCCUAGCGGGGAAACUUAGUCAGGACAAAUUAGUGAUAACUCAUCUACUGGUGCCCGAGCAAAAUGGUACGCCAGAUUCUUGUACAACGCAGAAUGAAGAAGCCCUAUUUGCAUUCCAAGACAAAUUUGAUCUUAUAACGUUAGGCUGGAUACAUACACAUCCUACGCAAACUGCAUUUUUAUCUAGUGUUGAUCUUCACACGCACUGUUCUUACCAAUUGAUGAUGCCUGAGGCACUAGCCAUCGUAUGUGCUCCACGCUAUGACAAUUAUCGUUGUUUUUGCUUAACUCAUGACUAUGGUCUGCGGUACAUCGCAAACUGUCCAAUUAAAAAUGGAUUUCAUCCUCAUCCCAGUGAACCCCCUCUGUUUAUGGAAGCAGAGCAUGCCAUUGUAGAUGACCAAUCGUUCAUACAUGUUGUUGACUUGCGGAAGUAGGCAUCUCUAUUUUUCUUUUGAUCGCACCUCUGAUCAUCCGUUUAUCCCUGCAGCCCUUAUCUUUUUGCAUUCUUAAAAGUUUUUUGUCACAUCUUUUUCUGUUCUGGAGCACUUUUAGACUUGUUGUUCAGAGGCAGAAGUUAAGCACGUUCUUUGAGCAAUUUUUAAACACAUGAAAAAGUAUUGGUUGAAGUCUACCCUGGACUGUCAAGUUAUUUAAUCCUCAUCAUCAAUCUAAUAAGAGACCUGAUCAUGAUCAUCUUAAAUGUUUUUCAAUUAGGGAGGCAGCGCAACGAAGCUAGUAUGUUUCAUUUCCGUAUGAUUUUCUGUGAUAUGAAUUAUGUAAUGAGUUGGUGAGCUGAUAUGAAUUACGUAAUUAAUUGGUGAGCUGAACAAUUCCUUUGAACAUUUCUGCCUUCAGUGAAAAGAAGUCCGAAAAGAAGUUGGAUUUUUAUUUGAAACUCUUUACUCCAAAUGUUUACAGGCCAUUGCGAAACCUUUAAGCUUUCAUAAAAAGUAGUUUACCUAUUUUUUAAUCAGGUUUUUAUCAUUGUAGACUUCUGAUCUGUUGAUGAAUGACAUGCUUUUCAACCAAUCGUAGGUUAGGUGUUUUUAAUGCAUUUUAGAUUGGCAAGAGUCAACCUCGCUUUUUUGAAAAUGCCACCGGUUCAUUUGAUUCUGUAUCUCUCAGUGUCAUUAAUAGAUUUUGUGUCGAAAAUAUUGCUCACUAUUAUAUUUUCACAUGAUCAGGAUUACGUAUUUACUCACAGCUUUAAUAUUUCAGAACAUAUUCACUGCAGAACGGAGGAAAGUUUAACUUUUGCCAAACAACAAAACACUGAAUUUAAACAGAUCAAUUUUUGAGUGUAAUUUACUUUUGUCAGUCAGAAAAUUGGUCGACAUUAAAUUAGAAAGAAUAAGUUGAAAAUCACAUCUAUUGUGUUUGUAAAGAAACAAAAAUCAUAAAAAGAAUAAAAAAUGGUUGGUCCAUUAAACCCAUCAUAUCGGCUCCUAAUGUAUUAGUGGGUGUAUUUUGAGCAUUGAGUUCAUCGUCAACCCCAAAAAAAAAGUUGACUUUGUUUCUAUUCAUUUAAGUUUUUUUUUUUGUUUCAAACCGUCAAUGAGCCUUAUACUUGCAAUGAACUUAUUUAAGCAAAAUCAAUUAAUAGUUUAUGAACUGGAUCUAAUGGCAAAAUUUUUCCUCAUUCUUUUUACGAUUUUUGUUGGAAAAAGAACCUACGUUUCAAUAGGUUAUUUGACACUCAUACAAUUUUGUAAUGAUGCAUUUAAGCUUUAUAAUUUGUUUGAGAUCAGGGGAAAGGUAAAAAAGUGAUGGCCUUCCCUUACUUUUACAGAAUACUUAAUUCACAUUCCAAUAUAAAUUAUAAAGAAGAGAGAAAACUUACCUUCUUUUGUUAAGUAUAUCCUAAUUUAGCUCACAAGGUUUGUUAACUAAUCAAAGCAAAUGGGCCAUUAGACAUGGUUCAAAAUUAAGCACCACCUAAUGUGAUUCCGUAUCACAUUAUUAUGCAGAAUAUGAUGGACUCAUUAAACCUUUCCAAAUGCAUUCACAAGUUAGAAGAUAACAAUUUUUGUCUUGGCUAAUUCAUACUUCCUGCUCACAAAGAAACCAAAGUCUUCGAGUCAAAUUAGGCAUUAAAUUAUUAUGGGUAUAUUUCACAAUCAAAGAAUUUUCCUGCGUACUGACUUUUUGUUUAAAAACAAAAGGUACCUUGCAUCACAAAAGGGAGGGAAUGUGUGUGAAAUCAAGAUGUAGAUAUUUGCCCAGCAUUAUAGUGAAAUUUCAAUGCCUAAUUUUGCCAAUGUUGACCAUGGUUUCUCAGCGAGUUGAAAGUUUGAACUUACUGUUUAUGAUGUAAACUAAACAGAUUUGUGAUACCCUCUCCUUACAUGCAGUUUAAAUUCAUUCAACUUCAGUUGUAUUCUGUAAUAUGUAUUUGAUUGAGCUUAGGAUUUAACAAACCGAUGUGAUGUUCAGUUUUAUCAGGAUGGUAGUUUUUUCGGAAUUAUAAUUCUAAUCUUCCAAUUAUGAUUAUUAGCACUACAUUUUGAAAUCCAGAGCUUCUUUUUUGCUUCUAACUGGGACAUUGCGGAAUUUUUUUCUUCAUAUUUUGAAUUCACUUGAGGAAAGUAAUUCAAAAUGAAAUCACAUUGCAUUUUUCUGUUCUGCGAUUAAUCAUAUGUACUUCAAAUUUUAAAAUCAACUGUUCCUGCACACAUCAGGGUUGACACAGAAAAGGAAUAUUAUUGGGAAGUGUUUGGAAAUUUUAAAAUCAAGAAAUACUAAACUCACUGGCAUGUAAGAUUUGAUCAUUAGCGAAUGCAUUUCGCUGGCCCUACCUCUGGUAUCCUCAGCGCAACUGGAAAUUUUAACUAGUCAGGAAAGACCUUGAACUCGAACAAAAAAAAUUUCUAUCACUCUUAUUUGGUUCCCAAACUGGGUUUGUCAUUUUGCAUGACAAAUUUUGAUUCAAAACUGUUCCAAAUUAUACCUUUGUAAUCAUCUGGCAUAUCUUUUAAUGUCAGGGGAAUGUCAAAGAAUUUCAUUUUCUAAAUUCUGUGGGAACCCUGCAGAAAUGUCAUUCAAUUUUUUUUGGGAAUCUUUUAGACUGGAUCAAAUGUUGGCGUAUAGACAUGAACGCAAGGGUAUGUUUUAAAAUCGUCAAAGGAAAUUUUUUUUAAAGAUCAGAUGCAAGAAGAAAAUUGGUUUUCUCUUCACAAAAUCUGCUCAGUCGUUGUUUAUCCAUACCAAAA